CGUAGUCCACCGACUGAGAGGUUUCCGAGUGUGUCUGGAAAGGAUUCAACUCCUCCCUCCUCCGUGGUCCGUCCGUCUAAACCCCCCCGAUUGCUGCUCCAACGCACUAGUCAUGGUUCGAUAAACGGCCCUCUUUGUGAUAUGACUCUCCGCCGCCAUUGAAUUUUAACCCAACUACACCGAUUUAACCCCCCUUUGAACACCGUCAUUCGAUUUGCUUUCUGAGUCUACUGACUCUGAAGGCAGCUCGGCUGGUCGAAGAUGGAAGAACAGGUAGCGAAUGCCAUAGAAAUCGCCUGGAAUCCUUCCUCAGACCAAGCCCUCAAGGCGCAAGCCUUCGAUUACCUGAACCAACUCCGUACCGAUCCCUCGGGAUGGCAAGUCUGCCUCGCCCUAUUCACAAAGACUCCCCAGCACUCUGAGAUCAUACGACAUGUAGCACUAGAGGUGGUAAACAGUGCCGCCCAGGCUGGGCUGAUUGACCCUCAGGCUCUAGGAUAUGUCCGGGACGGCCUCAUGAGCUACCUCCGCCAGGUCUAUGGACAGGAGAACGCAAACCCAGAUCCUCCCAAUAUUCAGAACAAAAUCGCGCAGACGAUCACCUUCCUCUUCUCAGCGCUCUACGGUAACGGCUGGGAGUCGUUCUUCGAUGAUCUCUUGAGCUUAACAUACAAGGGUGCCUCGAGCACGUCACCUGACAAUAUGCUGGGAAUUGUAUUUUACCUUCGAGUGGUCAAUUCUAUCCAUGAUGAAAUCGGUGAUGUUCUCGUGUCCAGAUCUCGUACGGAACAGGAUAGGGCAAAUUCACUCAAGGACCUGAUCCGAAUGAGAGACAUGCAAAAGAUCGCAAGCUCGUGGCAACAGAUUUUGUCGGAAUGGCGGGACGGCAACGACCUGAUCGUAGAGAUGUGUUUGAAGGCAGUUGGUUCCUGGGUUAGCUGGAUUGAUAUUAGCCUAGUGGUCAACCAGACAAUGCUCGAUCUCUUAUUCCAGCAACUGGCCCGGGCACAGAAGGCGGAGCUCAGGGCGGGAGAGGAGAAGGUGCGGGAUGCAGCCGUCGACGUUUUCACGGAAAUUAUCGGCAAAAAGAUGAAGCCGGAGGAUAAGAUUGAUAUGAUUAUUUUCUUGAACCUGGACACCAUCGUUUCUCAGCUCUCCAACAGCCCCCCUCUUUGUGAGAAUAGGUUUACCUUCAAAUACGAUACGGAUCUAGCCGAAACAGUUGCGAAGCUAGUCAAUAGUACAGUGGUUGAUGUUGUGCGGGCUUUGGAGCAGGAGAACAUCUCUGCAGAAUGCAGGGAGAAGGCCAAUGGGCUAUUGCAGGCCUUCCUUCCGCACAUCCUCAGAUACUUUUCCGAUGAGUAUGACGAGGUCUGCUCGACCGUCAUCCCCUGUGGCAGCGACCUGCUUCAAUACUUGAGAAAGCUCUCUAAGACCGACCCUUCUCUGACCGCGCAGCAUUCUCCGAUCUUACUCCCUAUCUUGAAGGCCAUCAUUGCCAAGAUGCGAUAUGACGAGACCUCCUCAUGGGGCGACGAGGAUGACCAGACUGACGAGGCAGAGUUUCAGGAGCUCCGCAAGAGACUAGCCAUUAUGCAACAAACUGUCGCCACAGUGAACGAACAGCUCUACAUAGACGCCGUCUCCGAGGUUGUCGCCACAACCUUUGAGAACCUACGACAGUCGGGUGCGCAGUUAGACUGGCGUGAUCUGGACCUUGCAUUACAUGAGAUGUUCCUCUUUGGAGACAUUGCCGUGAAGGCAGGCAGUCUCUACACGAAAAACCAACCCAACAAUCAGGCAGCAGAGCGACUUAUUGAGAUGGUGGCAAGAAUGGUAGAGUCCGACAUUCGCUCCUUCACGCAUCCGGCGACACAGUUACAGUACAUGGAAAUCUGUGUUCGUUACAGUUCAUUCUUCCUGUACCACACUCAUCUCAUCCCCGGUGUCUUGGAAAGCUUCCUUCAACUGGUUCACCACCCCACGAAGAAGGUUAAAACCAGAUCCUGGUAUCUUUUCCAGCGGUUAGUCAAGCAAUUGAGAAGCCAGAUCGGCAAUGUUGCGGAGACAGUCGUCCAGGCCCUAGGCGAUCUUUUGGUGAUCCAGGCGGAAAUUCCUACGGAAGGUGCUGACGGUGAUGAAAUGUCGUCGGAGGAUCAUGAAGGGUCCGCAGAUGCUGUUUUCAACAGCCAGCUUUACCUAUUCGAAGCCGUUGGCAUUAUCUGCUCCACCCCGACUAUCCCUGCCGACAAGCAGGUCCUGUAUGCGCAGUCGGUACUAACCCCUGUGUUCAUGGACAUGGAGAAACACCUGGCACCGGCGAAGUCCAACGACGAGAAGGCUUUGUUACAAAUACAUCAUGAUAUCAUGGCCCUUGGAACACUGGCAAAGGGCUUCUCAGAUUGGAUGCCAGGAACCAGCUCACCAACCUCUCUGCCCGCGGCUGAGGUUUCUGAGGCAUUCUUGCAGGUGUCCGAGGCUACUCUUGUCGCUCUUGAAUCCCUUAAAACCUCUUUCAACAUUAGGACGGCCGCCCGAUUUGCCUUUUCCAGACUCAUUGGUGUGCUUGGCUCUCGUAUUCUCCCACAGCUCCCGAGAUGGAUCGAUGGCCUACUAACCCAGACUUCUACUCGGGAUGAAAUGGCUCUUUUCUUGCGGCUGUUGGACCAAGUGAUCUUCGGUUUCAAGAGCGAAAUCUACGCCAUACUCGAUGCACUAUUGACUCCUUUCCUACAACGGGUGUUCGCCGGGAUUGCCGAUCCCACUACCGGUACCGACGACGAGAUCCAGCUUGCGGAGUUGAAACGGGAAUACCUGAAUUUCUUAUUGGCGGUUUUGAACAAUGACUUGGGUGCUGUGAUCAUCAGCGAGAGAAAUCAACCCAUGUUCGAUACCGUCAUCACAACCAUCGAACACUUCGCCAAGGAUGUCGAGGACUUUACCACUGCGAAGAUGGCAUUCUCAGUACUCUCCAAAAUGGGCAGUUCCUGGGGCGGGCCUGAUAUCGCACCGGAGGCGACGAACGGCACCGCCCAGCAGGCUGCUCUCCCCGGAUUCGCACAGUUCAUGAUCAGCCGAAUGUCGCCCUUGUGUUGGGCACUUCCCACCACCCCGUCCUUCAAUCCCAAAGAUGCACAGGCCAAGCAGGUUCUCGCCGAAGCUGGAGGAUUGCAGCGCACCAUCUAUUGCAAGACCGGCAUGGAGUAUAUCCAGUACCUUCGAGACCAAGAAUUGCCUGGCAUGGGAAUGGGUACCGAACUCAUAGAGGAGUUCUUGAACGCAUUAAGCCGGCUAGACUUGAAGGGAUUCCGGCAGUUCUUCCCGGUAUGUAUUUCCAGGUAGCAGUUAACCUAAGACCUCCAGCUAACAACCACCACAGUCCUUUAUCCAGCGAUUGAGCGCAUGAUCCUUUUGCAUUCCAUAUUCUUUCUUUUCCCUUAUGCUCCUCGAUCAUUCUCACUGUUUUUCUUCCUCUUAGAUUCCCCCACGGUUUGGUUUGAUGACUGAUGUUCUCAUGUGAUCCUUUACACUGAUAGCUCUGUCGCCGGCAAUUCCUCUGUCAUUUUCCCAGAAAAAAGCAGAAAACUCAAGAAAAAGAAAAAAGAAAGGUAUAUAGUUCGCGAUGCAUAUUUGCAUAAAACAGGCGUUGAUUACUGCGUUAAUCACCAACAGAGUGAAGAAGAGAAAAACAAAAAGGACUUCCCAAAUUCCAUAUAAAAUAAAUCAUUAACAAAACGGAAAGAAAGGGGGGUAAUGGUCGAGGCAGCGGACAGGGAUGGGGCCGGGGGUGUUAGUUGGUUGGUUGAUUGAUUGAUUGAUACCUAUCGUCGGAGCUCAACAGAUACCUUAUGCAAGUCGGGAGGUUUGAGUACUGUCUUGGCUUUCUACUUUCUAUAUGGAGGAUUCAUUUGUGUGUAGACUUCGAGUUAUUCAUG
Messenger RNA from Aspergillus pseudotamarii, 3935 nucleotides. Its product is annotated as Ran GTPase-binding protein LOS1. Gene Ontology annotation, cellular component: cytoplasm; nuclear pore; nuclear matrix. Bases 262 to 3342 code for a protein of 1026 amino acids. The transcript is spliced from 5 exons. NCBI's taxonomy places the organism in Eukaryota, Fungi, Ascomycota, Eurotiomycetes, Eurotiales, Aspergillaceae. The record is from RefSeq and is a predicted model, not a curated record. Gene Ontology annotation, biological process: tRNA re-export from nucleus. Gene Ontology annotation, molecular function: small GTPase binding; tRNA binding.